AUGGAUGCCCACGAGGGCACCAUGGACGUGAUCAAAUUUGCCGAUACCGAGUUUGCAAAGUUUGUCGGCGACGAAAUGACAUCGCGUCUCAACGACACUAUGCUGCUCAUGCUCUACGCAACCCUUCGCACACUUGCCAAGUAUCCCGAGUUUGGCGGUAUCGAUGUCAGCGACACCUUUAAUCCACGUCAAGACAGAGGUCUCCUCGGACACAUCGACGAUAAUGUUACCUGUCAAGAUUUAGGUAUUCCUUUUGAUUUUUGUGAAUUUAGUAGUAAUAGUUUGUCAUAUAUAAGAGUUGUUCAUUGUAUAAUGAGUCUAUUUGGUCAAUAUGAAUCAGAUGAAGAGGAAGGUGGUGAUGAUGAUAAUAAUCACCUAUCAAAUGUAACAUCGACUACAUCAACGGCAUCAAUACACAACAACAACAAUAAUAAUAAUAAUAAUAAUAAUAAUGUAAAUAGCAACAACAAUGAAGAUUAUCAAGACUACGAAGAAGAACAUAAAAUACCGAUACAUAAAUUAACACAACCUCCUUAUGGAGUAUCGAUAGAGGAGAUUGAGGAUGAUGACGAUGAUAAAGAUGAUAUAGACAAGAAUACACCUAAAAAGAAACGAAAAAUGAUACAUAUUGAUGAUACUACAGAAGAUCAAGAUCAAUAUGACCAAAAUACUAUUGAAAAUAAUAAUAAUAAUAAUAAUAAUAAUACUAAUAAUAAUAAUCAAGAUAAUAGACAUGAUAAUAAUAAUCAUAAUAAUCAUAAUAAUAAUAAUCAUCAUGUUCAUUUAAAAACAACAAUAGAAAAUAAUAAUACUCAAAAUAGGAAUUUAUCGACACCUCCUACGCCGACAUUACACUCUCCACCUUAUGUAUCGAAUCCACCACAAUCAACCAAUCCAAACUUUAUUGGAUUGUAUUCUUUAAAUGUAUCUUCACCUACCAUUAAUGUAUCAUCGUCGUCGUCCACUGAGGACCAAGACAAUCAAGUGGACGAAAAGAUGAUGGCAAAGAUUGCAAAAUAUCACCAAAUGAAACAAGAAGGUAUAAACUUUAACGAAACACUCAGGAAAUCGACUGCAUUCAACAACCCAUCGAUCCUCGAGAAAUUAAUCAGUUUUUGUGAUAUCCAAGAGAAUGGAAGUAACCUUGCCCUCGAUCUAUACAAUCCAAAGGGGUUCAAGGAAGACGAAUAUUAUGAUCAAUUGGAAAAAAGACAAAGAAAAAUGGAAGAAGAUAAAUUUAGAAUGGCUCUUCAUCAAAGAGAAAAUAAUACAUCAACUACAAAUAAUAAUAAUAAUAAUAAUUCACAAAAUAAAAAACCGAAUAAUAAAUGGGAAAAUAAAGCAAAAUAUUCUCAACAAGGAAAAACAACAAAUGUUCAAAGUACCAGUCAAAAAGUUGGUGCUGUUAUUACUUCUGCCCCAACUUCAAAUCCAAAUGAUAAAAAGAAACCAAUUCAACAACAACAACCUCAAAUUAAUUCCAUCUUUAAAAAAUUUAAACAAUAA
Messenger RNA from Cavenderia fasciculata, 1506 nucleotides. RefSeq lists its product as uncharacterized. Gene Ontology annotation, cellular component: nucleus. Gene Ontology annotation, biological process: regulation of DNA-templated transcription. The record is from RefSeq and is a predicted model, not a curated record. The coding region runs from base 1 to 1506 and encodes 501 amino acids. The transcript is spliced from 6 exons. Lineage: Eukaryota; Evosea; Eumycetozoa; Acytosteliales; Cavenderiaceae.